AUGGACAAUCAAGGUCAGGGUCCCCCGCUCCCCCCAACUAACGGUACAGCACCCGACGGAUCCGCCGCUUCUGGCGCUGACGCUGCUCCCGACGACGCGGGAAUUAAGAUGGUUCUCCCGAACAUUAGUUUCUCCAUGGGUCAACCUACCAUCGGCGCAACCGGCGCACCGCCUGGGGGAGCUCCGCCUGGCGGACCUUCCCCCCAUGGCGGACCAACCCCCGCGCUUCCCCCCUUUCCUCCGCCGUCCAAUGAGGGUUACCCUUCCGGCGGAGGAUACCCGCCGGAUUCUGGGCCGCGUUCUACGGGGCUCGGCGCGCUUGGCAUCGGCGGGGACGGCGGAGACAUGCGCGGGGACACGCGCGGGGAGCACGCGGAGCACAGGCAGAAGCGCUCCGCGGGGGAGAUGUACGGCGGGGAAUCGGGCGACUCCGCGCGGGGCGGGGAGCGGGGAGAACGCGGGGAGCGCGGGGGAGGUCCAGGCGGGGAGAGGAUUGGGGGGAGCGGGGGUACGGGGGGGAGCGGAGAGCUGAAGCGUUGGCCGGGGUGGCCGGGGGAUAACGUGUUCCGCUUCGUGGUGCCGAUGGGGAAGGUGGGGAGCAUCAUCGGGCGGCGCGGCGAGUAUGUGAAGAAGAUCUGUGACGAGACCAAGGCACGCGUUAAGAUCGUCGAGGGCGCUCCGGGCCAUGACGACCGCGUGGGUGCCCGUGGUUCCGAUGGGGAAGGUGGGGAGCAUUGCGGCGAGUGUGUGAAGAAGAAUAGGGACGAGACCAAGGCGCGCGUUAAGAUCGCGGAGGGCGCUCCAGACCAUGACGACCGCGUGGGCGUGACGAGACCAAGGCGCGCGUUAAGAUCGUUGAGGGCGCUCCUGGCCAUGACAACCGUCGGAUCGUGGAGGGCGUAUCUGAGGACAAAUUCACUUGUUCUCUCCCCGAUCUCCGUCAUUCUCCCUGGUCUACCUUCAAACCCCCAGGUGCUGGUGUCAGGCAGAGAGGACCCUGGUGGGACCCUGACUCGGAGCUCCCACCAGCCGUCGUGGCGAUGCUGCGUGUGCACCGUCGAAUCAUGGAGGGUGUAUCAGAGGGCAAACCACCUCUUCCUUUCCCCUCUUCCAACCUCCUACACUCACCCCGCCCUGCUGCCUCCCCAGGUGCUGGUGUCAGGCAGAGAGGACCCUGACUCUGAGCUCCCGCCAGCCGUCGUAGCAAUGCUGCGUGUGCACCGUCGGAUCGUGGAGGGCGUGUCAGAGGAUGAGAUUGAGGCGUCUCAGCCGGGGGAGGGGUUCCGGGGGCAGGUGGCAACGCGCCUGCUGGUGCCAGCUACACAAGCGGGCAGUUUAAUAGGGAGGCAGGGGCAGACCAUUAAGGCUUUACAGGACAGCACAGGCGCGCACAUCAGGAUCCUUUCCCUUGGUAUGCUGGCUGAAAUUUGCUUUUCUGGUAGGGGCGUGUCAGAGGACGAGAUCGAGGCGUCUCAGCCGGGGGAGGGGUUCCGAGCGCAGGUGGCCACUCGCCUGCUGGUGCCGGCUACACAGGCGGGCAGUUUGAUAGGCCGGCAGGGGCAGACGAUCAAAGCGCUGCAGGACAGCACAGGGGCGCACAUCAGGAUCCUCUCUCUUGAGGACGUGCCGCCAUGUGCACUGGAGGAUGAUCGAGUGGUGGAGGUGACGGGGGAGUAUGCGUGUGUGCACGAGGCUGACGUGCCGCCAUGCGCACUGGAGGACGACAGGGUGGUGGAGGUGACGGGCGAGUAUGCGUGCGUGCACGAGGCAGUGAAGGGUGUCACUCUGCAUCUCAGGCGCUUCCUCUGCGACCACUCCGUGCUGCCACUCUUCGAGCAAUGCCGCUCCUUCCCCCCUCCAAUGGACCCCAGGGGUGCGCCCUACGCGUCCCCCUCUAGCCGCGGAGGGGGAUGGGGGAACCCUCCUCCGGGGGGAAUGCACUCUCCUCCUCACCGCUCGCGCUUCGACCUUCCCCCUUCUGCUGCGCCUGACCCCUAUGGCAGCCUCUCCUCCCUAGGGAGCAUGGGGGGUGCUGACAGUUGUUGGGCAUUGCGCUUCGACCUCCCUCCCUCUGCUGCACCUGAUCCCUACGGCAGUCUCUCCUCCCUGGGCAGCAUGGGCGGUGCUGACAGGUACGAGGUUUUGAGAGGUGAGCUUUCAGCACUCAUUCCCUUCCACUCAACCCCCCUGGGUGCGGCAGCAGGGCCAGGGCCAGGGGGGAUGGAUGCGAAUGGGCAGUUGAGGGCAGCACUGUCUAAGUAUGGAAGGGAGACGCCUGCUGCUGCUGCUGCUGCUGCCAUGACCAACACGGUCUCGCCUGUUGUCGCUCAGGUGGGUGUUGAUUACUCCUGCCCCUCUCAAUCCCCCCCUGUAGUCACGCAGGUGAGCGUAUUUGUGAGACGUUUCAAAAAUACACUUUUUACACGUGGCACUCUGUCGUUUCUGCUCUGCUACGUCGACGCCAUCAUCGGCCCCAACGGCACCAACAUUGUCAGUGCAACCAUGCAGAUCCCUCUGUCCUAUGUGGACGCCAUCAUCGGCCCCAACGGCACCAACAUUGUCAGCGCCACGAUGCAGAUCCCUCUGUCCUACGUGGACGCAAUUAUCGGUCCCAACGGCACCAACAUUGUCUUCCUGCGCCGUACCAGCAAUGGGGUUACCCCUUCCUCACCCUCUGCUCCUUUUCCCCUCCACCCCUGCUCCAAACCCCUUCCAUCCCAUCCACUGCAGGUCAGUGCAACCAUGCAGAUCCCUCUGUCAUAUGUCGAUGCAAUCAUCGGUCCCAACGGCACCAACAUUGUCUUUCUCCGCCGCACCAGCGGUGCCGCGGUGACGAUUCAGGAGAGCCGGGGAGCAGGAGGGCAGCCGGAGAUGACGGUGGAGGUGCGGGGCAGUGCCACGCAGGUGCAGACGGCCCAGCAGUUGAUAGAGAGCCGGGGAGCGGGCGGGCAGCCGGAGAUGACGGUGGAGGUGCGGGGCAGUGCCACGCAGGUGCAGACGGCCCAGCAGUUGAUAGAGAGCCGGGGAGCGGGCGGGCAGCCGGAGAUGACGGUGGAGGUGCAUGGCAGUGCGACGCAGGUGCAGACGGCACAGCAGUUGAUAGAGGGAGGGCAGCCGGAGAUGACGGUGGAGGUGCGGGGCAGUGCCACGCAGGUGCAGACGGCCCAGCAGCUUAUUGAGGGGCGGGCGGGAGGGCAGCCGGAGACGACGGUGGAGGUGCGGGGCCACGCAGGUGCAGACGGCACAGCAGCUGAUCGAGGUGCGUGGGAGGUGUUCGAGGGUACUGGAUUUUCAUCUCAUCUCUUUUCCGUCCUAGCUGCUGGAGGUGCUGCUGGGGCUGGGGGGGCAUACGGGUCAACAGGAGGGUAUGGGUACUUAUUCCCAACGGCCGCAUCUGUGAUUCCCCGUCGCUGGAGAGAUAGUGGCAGGCACUUCAGACAACCCCUGCUUCGCAGAUUUUGUCGCAUGGCGUCGCAAGGCGGCGAUCCGCCGUCGCAAGGCGACGAUCGCCCGUCGGACGAGGCGAUCCUAGCGCAGCAGAAUGCGAUGCUGGAAGAGGAAGCUCAGCGGUACCCGCUUGUCGGGGAGAAGGAGCCGUUGGCGGCCUUGGCGUCGGAAUACGCAGCGGGAAGCACCACGUUCCAAGACAAGAUCGAGCACCUAGCAAUGGAGUACGAGGCCAUCAGGCGGACUCGAGGAGAUGGAAACUGCUUCUUCCGCUGCUUCCUCUUCGCGCUCCUGGAACAUCUGUUACAAGACGGCAGCAAGGAGGAGUGCGAGCAAGUGAGGGAACGAGUGGCACGCAGCGAGCAGAGGCUGAGGGACCUUGGGUAUACCGAGUUCACAUGGGAAGACUUUGCUGCUGAGUAUCGGGAGCUUCUAGAUGCCGUGGACCCAUCGAGUGCAGCAGAGAAGAUCACGGUGGAUGGUCUGUUGAAGCGCUGUCAAGACCCAGACUGUUCCAACUAUGCGGUCAUGUUUCUGCGUUUCAUCACAUCAGCAGACAUACAGCACCGAGCAGACUUCUUCCAUCCCUUCCUGCCUGAUGCUAUGGCCAGCAUGGGAGCACCAAAGGAGGCAGCGAAGCAGUUCUGUCACAAGGCAGUGGAGCCAAUGGGGGAGGAGAGCGACCAUGUGCACAUCACGGCCAUCACAGAUGCCCUCGCCGUACCCAUCCGCAUCGUUUACCUUGACCGCAGCGCCGGGCAAGCGAAUUUUCAUGAGUUUCUGCCCGAGGAGAGUGUACAGGCAGCCCCUGCAAUGACGCUGCUCAACUACAGGAAGCAUUUGACAGCACUAUUGAUGGCAACCAUGCAUGCACUAUUAUUCUGGUUCCUUGACAUGAAUUGCACUACUGUAUUGCCCCAACGUUAUUACUAA
Molecule: messenger RNA, 4380 nt
Organism: Closterium sp. Yama58-4
Lineage: Eukaryota; Viridiplantae; Streptophyta; Zygnematophyceae; Desmidiales; Closteriaceae
Source: the annotation of a GenBank genome assembly